Molecule: messenger RNA, 1818 nt
Organism: Closterium sp. NIES-67
Lineage: Eukaryota; Viridiplantae; Streptophyta; Zygnematophyceae; Desmidiales; Closteriaceae
Source: the annotation of a GenBank genome assembly
UCAGAGAUAGUACUAGGGCGGUUCGUCUCAGGAUUCACGAAACUCAAGUUUCAGCUCACCAGGGAAACCAAGUUCCACCUGAGGUGCUCGCAAUGGCACAACGUCAGCAGCCCAGCCGUGGCACGAAGAGCAACCAUGCGACCCUCGGCGGUCAUUACAAGGAUCAAGGAGGUCUAGCUGAAGCACAGACUGAGAGCGGUGGCCAAUCAUUUGCUGGUGAGAUUGUUGGGCUGCAGUUACCUGAUAUGGGACCGCCUGCGCUGGCAACCGGCAGAAGUGGCGUGAGGAGCCUCAGCGCUGUUCUGCAGCAGGCCCCUCGUGCGCCUUCCCCUUGCAACGUUGCGAGUAACAAUGAUUCGGGGAUCAACGGUGAGGUCAACCAUGAAGCCCCUGCUUCUGCGUCACAUCUUCCAUCCAGCCCAGCCAGGCUCCCAGCCCAGCCUACUGCUGCCUCAACGCCUGUCCAUGCUCCUCCCACGCUUGGUGCAACUGGUGAUGCCUCAAUUCCAGCAGCUGCCACGGCCUUCACGGCAGCGGAGGCGAACCAGCAAACGGACGAGGAUGAGGCGAUCAUCAUGCCUACAGCUUAUACCGCUGUUGGUACCCGGCUGUUUAAGCGAGCCGCUGGCGUCGAGACAAACGGUGGGGUGGAUCUGCUCUACAGCGAGAAAGGCCGGAAGGUGUCAAGGCUCAAUGACGAUGUUCGUCUGCGAAACACGCAGCUUGAGGAGGAAGCACUUGCUUCUAGAGACGAACUUCAACGACAGACGGUGGUCACCACUACGUCGCUGAGGGCGGUAGAGAACUUGGCCAACCAAAUAGAGAAGAAGGUUCUCACGGACAAGCGCGUUAAUGACAUCAUGAAGCAGGCAGUUAGCCUCACCAUCAGCAAGCCCCCGUACAUUAACUAUGCUCCAGAUGAAGCCCACUGGCUGACCCUCUUUGUUGAGCUGGCAAACGUGCAGCCACUCUCAGAAACCGCAUUCAAGCUUAAGCUUGAAUUAUCAAACUCUGAUGCCUUAGAGCGGACUGCCAAAAUGUUCAACAACAGGUUUGGGAAAAGGCUUUCCAACCUCAGGCUCGGAGCUCUCCUUAACUCCCCUCUUAAGCUAAUCAAGGCUGUGAUAAACAGCGACGGGAAGAAGUGCUACAAGAAGGACACUGAGUUCGCACUUGCAUGUGUGAAGUGGGUUGCUGAGAACGCAAUUGAUGACACAGGGAUCCCUUGGCAUGAGUGGUUGGGCGUCCCGUUCUCGAGCCCUGCCUUUCUUGCGGUGGGGAAAGUGUGGACAGGGAAGGCUGGUCCGGUCGUAGCGCUGCACCGACAUCAGCUCACCCUCACAAUGGCCGUGAUUCGUCACAAGUUGCGCAAUCCGAACAUGGCACGCGUUCAGCUAGAAAGGUCUGGAGAUCCUGAUGCCCUCGGAAGGCAGGAGCGCGUCGUUCAGCGCCUGCUCAACCGGUUCCAGGCCACCAAGUACAACGGCAACAACUACUUCAUCGGCAAGCUGUACCUCAUGGAUUGGGUGGAUGUCCCAGAGAACAUCCUGGCCCUUGAUUUCGUGGGGGACCGUGACGUAGAUGAUGUGGUUGAAGGCGACCUGAAUGGAGAGGGUGUGGAGGUUAUUUUCUGAAGGGAGCGAUGGGGCAGGUGGAGAAGGUCAUGUUGCAUCUGGAUGUGCUUCAUGAUCAGGGAUGUGAUUCAGAAGUGCUGCUGUUUUGGAAGUUGAUUACGGUUUGUCUUUCAUGUUGGAUGAGGAGGUAUUGUUGAGGGUUGUUUUUCAUUGCCAAUAAUAUCUGUUAUGGUUUGCGGGUUUA